AUGCACUCCGCUCCCCUCGUUAACUUCGCCGAGCGCGAUCGAGACUUCAUUAUCACCAACCCAGACGAUGUGAACGAACUACGUCUCGUCACCCGCAGCCAGCUGAAGGCAUUCAUCGUAUACUCCUACGCCCUUCGUAACAAGGCUCCCUCGGCUCGCCCUGCCUGCCCAUUGGGCUAUGAGUACUUUGCUCGUGCCUACAAUCAUGAGGGACUUACCACUACCGCCUCUGUCAUCGACGAACAAGGCAUUGUAAAGUGCGAAGGCGCGUCCAUUGAGAUGGGAGAUCUCUUGGACGACGAUGACAAAGACGUCACUUUGUCCGCUAUGCGCAUGGACCAAGUUGACUGCAUGGUGUGGCACACUGCCCUCUCUGCCGCUCAUCAGCGGGACAAGAUCGAGGAGCGCCGCUUGAUGAACAAGAAGAGCAAGAACUACUUCAAGAAGCAGCAGGUUAAGAUGUUUAGAAAGGGGUUUGGGAACCAAAAGAGGAACGCGCUUAACACUGGUGCCCCCGGAGGGACCAAAGCGUCUGGCAGUGUCCAGCCACCCACCGAGGACGAGAUGAACACCGUGGGGUGA
Suillus paluster is the source of this 582-nucleotide messenger RNA. RefSeq lists its product as uncharacterized. Lineage: Eukaryota; Fungi; Basidiomycota; Agaricomycetes; Boletales; Suillaceae. The coding region runs from base 1 to 582 and encodes 193 amino acids. The record is from RefSeq and is a predicted model, not a curated record. The transcript has a single exon.